This is a messenger RNA of Baudoinia panamericana UAMH 10762, 3356 nucleotides long. RefSeq lists its product as uncharacterized. The transcript has a single exon. Bases 157 to 3222 code for a protein of 1021 amino acids. Lineage: Eukaryota; Fungi; Ascomycota; Dothideomycetes; Mycosphaerellales; Teratosphaeriaceae. The record is from RefSeq and is a predicted model, not a curated record.
CUUUAGUCUUCCUCCCAGCAUUGCCACGUUGUAUCCACGUGUACACGGCAGAUCACGGCAGCACCCUGCAUCGUGAAACGAUCGACCAAAGGCAACGGGAAGGGUUUGCAGCAAGAAAGUUUUGAUCUGCUCGUUGCCGGUGCCAUUGAUGCUGCAAUGCGCUUUGGCAGUCGGUCUGCGCAUGAGAGGACUCCUGCAACCAUAUCAGAGGCUGCGCCGCGGCUGGAUUCGACGUUAGAUGCUGAGCCAACGAUCCCGACCUACAGGUCUCGGAGGCAGGCCAAACGGCCAAACGGUACAGGGACGAUUGGUGGAAACCUUCGUCAAGGAGAUUUUGUUGAGCAGAAGACAUUAGGAACGCUGGACGAAGCAUAUUGGAACAGAACCAAUUCCCAGUUGCUAUACGCCAGCGAAAUGGCACCGGGUAGGAGUAGGUCUACCGCCUGGCCAAAGUUUGAACAGAACAAUGUCUCAGCUCGCAGCCUCCCACAUACCGAAGUGUAUCAGCCCACUGGUCGCCCAGAUGAAGGCUACCGCGGCCCGCAGUACGCAUCGUCGCAACGCUUCUACGACCCUUCGAAAGAGCCCUAUUAUGUCUCACAGCAGACUUCCGCCUCUGCAGUCCGGGACAUGGGUUUGCGCAAAGGCUCGCCCAUAGCAUUCCACCAUGAUACCAACAGCGAUACGACUCUUGUUAAGAAGCCACUCAAGUCAGCAUUGAAGAAGCGGAAAUCUGAAGCUAGGAAACAACCAGACACGUCAGGUUUGUCGCGAACCAACAGCAGCGGGAGGAAGCUCGAUCUGUCCCAGAUGUUCUCACACCCCAGAGCUCAGUCUCGAAGCCUCUUCUCGCCGUACGGCUCUGUGUACUCACCCUCUGCGGAUGUCAACGCGCCCAGCUACUUCACGCCCGAGACGGUCCAGCUGAAGCGGCCGGGCCCAGACGGUCGGUUCGAGAACCCGAAGACUACGAACUUAUCUCCCGUACAGCCAAUCAAUACCAGUCGAAUCAAGAUCUUCGAGCCUGAUAUUUUCGAUUCGGCCAAGACAAACGUGCGACGUCCGCCGAAAGGUAUCCAGAAUUGGUUCGACGGCUUUGACAUCAGCUCGGAGGAAGACGAAGCAGAUCCGGGCAACGACCUGCAUGAGGUUGAUCCCCAUGACUUGGCAGCUGACUAUAACCGCCCAGCACUUAUCGAUCCAUGGUCCAAAGCCGCGAAAGAACAGCCAAACCCAUACCAUAAAGGCUCGCAAGACGCUCUGGAGGAUAGAGCCCGCGCGAUCGAGCCCGCUAAAGAGCGAUUGCAGGAACGCCUGCGGGUGACGGAUGAGCGUAAAGGCAGCGUCGCCAGUCAUGUGUCGUCAGAUCACACCAGUCGCCGGCGCGGCGGAGAAAGCAGGCUGGCCAUGUCGGAGCUGGGCUCACAGAGCGUCCUGUCUCUGUCUGAUUCUGGAGACGACGUCGAGGAUGGAGUCGAUCUUGCAAACGACGUCGAGGAUGAUCUUGCAGACGCCGACUUUGAUCUGUCCGUACCACCGGAGAAGUUGGUUGAGCCGGCGCAGAAAGUCAAGACUCAGCGCAGCAAGCCUCGAGAUAGCGCGCCACGGCACAGCGCGAGCACGCAGUUGACAAGUCAGACGUCUGGAUCCAUCCCUAUCAAGCUGACCGAUGACGGCUCCUUGCCGGACAUCCCAACUUUACCGAACAGCAAGCGCACUACAAAUAUCAGCUACAACCACCCAACCCAGCAAGCACUCCGAAAACUGACCGGCCAAGGCUCUCAGGCCUCUGUCGGUCUCAACAACCAACGCGCUCCGAAAACACCGACUCAGGAGUAUCAGGAGACGGUCGGUGAGACAGUCGUCAGUGGAGAGACAGUUAGCCCAGCGCCCACAGAAGCCUCGCGCAUCAUGGCUGUCACGGAGGAAGAGAUGAUACUGCUGGAGAUGAUGCGUCGCAAGCGCGCAGCUAUGCAGAAGAACAGCUUCACGGAAGGGUAUCAACUAGCGCUCAAGCGUGAGCAAGAGCAAUUGGCGAAGCGAAGAGAAAGUGCGCAGCAGACAGCGAUGAAGAUACUACGAGCGAAGGAGGACAGGCAGAAGUGUCGGCGUGGCAGCAAGACCGCAGAGUCUGGCGCUGCGAAUGAUGUCAAGCCGGAGUUGAGAAGGUACAGCCAGCUUCGCAAGGAAGACGUGGACAGGGCACUUAAGGUGGAGAGAUUCCUGGCAAGCGCAGAGACACCGACGAUCUCAGAGUUCCCCGAGCCUCCUUGUGAGACUCGAUCAAUGCAUGGGCUUGGCUUUAAGCCUUUGCAGAAUGCGUUCGAGGUACUGUCGCCGAGCACAUACAACGCGAAGCCCGGCAAGAGCGCUGAGGAUUUGCCUCCGUCUCCCUCGCACGAGUCAUCACCCGCACUUGAUUCGCACGAACUCGAAGACCACCAUCUACGCGUCCGUCAAUUCCUCGCACUAAGUGGGACAAGUGAUGGUCUAUCAUCAAUCGCUCCGACAGCAACAAAGACGCCACUGGCAAGCUUUCAUCGUAACAUGGGUGCCAGUCCGACAUCGGCCCUGGAAGAGAAUACCAUACCCGACGUCCCAGAACGCAGUCCACAUCGCAUGUCAAGGCUCUACGAGCUCGGCAGAAAGGACCGGAAAGGCGUACUUUCGGAACGCUCACCCUCCUACGGGAGCGACUCCGUGUCGCCCCACGAGCGUAAGCAAGAUCGUCCCACACCGCCCUCAAGAGAAGCGAGCAAAGAUGGCCAACCGCCUUACUACCUUUCACCCAACUUCGACUUUGCUCCACUGGACUUCUCGGCAACGCAGCUAUCGGCGUCGCCUUCAAUUUCGACCAGCCGAGCGUCUCCGCUCACGCCUACCUUCGCCACGGCACCACCAUCGGACAAGCCUACGACGGAUGGAGCUUAUAGCAGCGAUGCGAGCUUGCGAGGCAGAACCGUCACGCCGGACACAGAUCUGGCCUCGCUGUCUACACAAGGCCCCGUUGCUGGUACGACCGCGAGCAGUAAGAAGCAGAGCGGCAAGGCGAGAAAGGCUCAGCCGAGACUGGAGUCGAUUGUCAGCUCGGGAGUUGAUGCUCGUGGGAGCAUUGCAAGCAGUAUCGCUAGCAUUACGAGCGCUGGGGCGGAUGUGUUGGCUGCAUGGGCCGAGUUGGGGGGGAAAAGCGAGACGCUACCGAGCAAGCGGAGGGUGCGAUGAUCAAACUGGCAUGAAAUGGAGCCCACGAAGCGGAUAUACUAUGUAUUUGUAUAGUGCCAGAUGUAUGCUGCGCGUGCACUAUGUACAGUACCUGAACGCUAGUAAACUAUCAUUACCCAUCGGUCAAUUGCUUC